UGCGACAAUACACUGCGGCCCUGAAAAGAAGGAUCAGGUUGUAAAGAUGCUACACUUCACAGGCCACAGGGGCGAUAGCCCUGUCAUGAAGCUACUCGCUCUUGUCACUGACCUGGGCGCUCGUAAGCUCAUCUACCUCACGUCCGUGCACCCAAAGCUCGGUGAACUGGUCUUCGAAGGCCUACAUCAUGCCGCGGACGAAGUAGGACACUUCGUUCACGACAGCGUACCCAGCACUAAAGACACAGAUCAUCGCCAAGAUCGUUGUAGCGACCAGGCGCGUCGCGACCAGAGUGACCGCGACCGUGCCCGCAACCAAGCCCCUGAAUCUCGCAAGCGUUCACGUUUCCCCUAA
Messenger RNA from Sphaeroforma arctica JP610, 355 nucleotides. RefSeq lists its product as hypothetical. The transcript has a single exon. The coding region runs from base 47 to 355 and encodes 102 amino acids. The record is from RefSeq and is a predicted model, not a curated record. NCBI's taxonomy places the organism in Eukaryota, Ichthyosporea, Ichthyophonida.